Molecule: messenger RNA, 2020 nt
Organism: Sarcophilus harrisii (Tasmanian devil)
Lineage: Eukaryota; Metazoa; Chordata; Mammalia; Dasyuromorphia; Dasyuridae
Gene: TMEM95
Product: transmembrane protein 95
Exons: 7
Coding region: 956-1486 (176 amino acids)
Biological process (GO): fusion of sperm to egg plasma membrane involved in single fertilization
Cellular component (GO): acrosomal membrane; sperm plasma membrane
Source: RefSeq, a predicted model, not a curated record
AUCACAGGUCAAAAGAACAACAAUGAAAAAGCACUUUGUGUAUAUAGUAUUUAUUUAGAAAUGUAAAUGUCAUUUCUCCCAGUAGAAUUUCAGGUCCUUGAGGUCAGAAAUGCGAUUUUGUUUUAUCUUUGUAGCUCCACCAUGUAGCAGAGUGCUUGACAUUUAGUCAUAAUGACUGACUGCUAUUUUUUGGAUAUUCCAUUUUGUGCCCGAGUUUAAUUUUGGAUCCUUUGAGAGAAUUAAAAUGGUCACUACUGCUUAAAGACUUCUGUGGGUAUCUCUAAGUAUUGUUGUGAGGCUCAAAUGAGAUAUUUAUAAACUUAGCACAAUGUCUAGCACGUAGUUGGCAAUAUAAAAAUGAUUAUUCCUUUCCUUUCCCCUACUGGCUGUGGGAGAUCAAACCAGGAUUUUUGAUGCUGCGCCCCCUCUGGUGGCCAGCAAUUAUGCUGCAGUCUCUUAAAUUUUUUUUUAAAUUUUUGUUUGUUUUUCCUGCACUUGAAAAAGUGAUUUACACAGCUGGGCUCUUGUUUCAAAUAUAGAUGGACACCUGCUGGCCGAUUCAGUCAAUUUAUCAAUCAACAAGCAUUUAUUGAGCACUUAUAUGCCAAGAACUGUGUUAAAAUAUUAUACUCACUCACAGGAAAAUGGAGUGACAUUGUCCUUACAGGCUUACAUAAGGCAUCAUUGACCAAUAGAACCAAAGGAUAUCAAUGUUACAUAAGGUACUGGGAUUAUAGAAAUCUAGGCUUCCAUACUAUGACCCCAAUCCUUUCUGGCACCACGGCUUCCUGAGACCUCAUCCACCCUCCCCCUAACCUUCAAGGUGGAAUACUUUCGGGCUCUAGAACCCAAGAAUAAAGAGACUAGAGUUCAAGUUGACAGAAUAUUCCAAAGUGCCUCCCUCCACAGAAAAGUAGUGUCUUAUAUUCUAAACAAGGUUCUCAUUCUGGUCUUCAUGUGGGUCCUAAUGCUUGGCUAUCUUUUCUUAAGCACCUCCCAAGCCUGUAUCUUCUGCCGCCUCCCUUCUAGAGACCUUUCUGCACGCCUGGCUCAUCUCUGUGAACAGAUAAGUUCAGAAUGGGGAGACUGUAAAACCAGCUGGAACUUCUCAACCUUUGCCUUAGAUGAAGUAUCCAUGGAUAGAAUUACAGAAAAAACACACAGAGUCAUGACAGUCCUUGAAAUCAAAGGUUAUCUGUUUUCCCUUCCCACCUAUUGGCAAUGGCUUCAGAAAUCUAAACUUCCUGAAUAUAUGAGGCAAGCUCUGUGCCCUCCUGCCUGCCGUGGAAGGACUACCCUGUACAACUGCUCCACAUGCAAAGCUGUUGAGGUUCAUUGCUGGGCUCUCAAGCGUUGUAACCCAGGAAAACAGGACCUAAGGGAAGCCAAAAUUCUGCUCCUGUUUUUUUCAGCUGCCUCAUUAAUUAUAGGUUUCAUCAGCUGUAUAAUAGAAUCCAGAUCUCUCCUUGCAGAGCGACACUCUUGAAGAGAUUCCAAGACCUUCCCCCCAAUUUCCACCUUCAAAGUCUUCCUGUUGACUCGGUUCUGGCAAUUCACAGCAAGCAUUCAGCACUCCCAACCUCCAAGGACCACUCACAUACCUAACUUCCCACCACAAAUACCACCACCACCACACUAGUCAGUGACUCAAAUAAAUAUAGAUGGAAUUAGAACCCCCCAUACUAUGCCACCAGAUCCUCUUUCAUCUAGACCCUGAAAAAUCAACUGGAAACAUUGGCCCUGUGGUUAUCUCCAGACUUUUUUUUUCUCAUCAGCUGUGGAUUUUGUGGAUUCUCAGAGAGUCAACCUUCUUUGAAAAUUCAAUCAUUUUUGGAAAAAUCUCCCUGCCACAUUAGAAAAUCCAUGUUGGAGGUGACAUUAUCUUGUUUUAAAACUAACGAGGUAUGUUUAAUUAUGGGUGUUUGUAUAUUCAUGUACAUUCCGACUCAGGGUAAGACACCCCUCAUCUUCCCUGGCAUUUUUCCUAUUGUCAUUAAAUAGCUUUAUUUUAAUCCCUUCA